Prunus mume (Japanese apricot) is the source of this 1543-nucleotide messenger RNA. Its product is annotated as DNAJ heat shock family protein. Lineage: Eukaryota; Viridiplantae; Streptophyta; Magnoliopsida; Rosales; Rosaceae. Gene Ontology annotation, cellular component: cytosol. Gene Ontology annotation, molecular function: protein-folding chaperone binding. The record is from RefSeq and is a predicted model, not a curated record.
ACGUGAUUACAUGAAUCAUGAUAUCGUCCCCGGCCGGUCUGGGCUCUCCCAAUUCAUAACCGAAACCCCCAGCGAAAACGAAAAACGAAAGACGAAAAAGCGCAGAACAAUCUCGAAGAAGAAGGAGGAGGAGGAGGAGGCGAUAAUGGGGGUGGACUAUUACAACAUACUGAAAGUGAAUCGGAACGCGACGGACGAUGACCUGAAGAAGGCGUACAAGCGGCUGGCGAUGAUUUGGCACCCGGACAAGAACCCGGCGGGGAAGCGACCCGAGGCCGAGGCCAAGUUCAAGCAAAUCUCCGAGGCCUACGACGUCCUCAGCGACCCGGCCAAGCGCCAGAUCUACGACCUCUACGGCGAGGAGGCUUUGAAAUCGGGCCAAUUCCCCCCGCCCUCUUCUUCCUCCUCGUCUCGCUCCGGCGCUGGGCCCCACUACUACACCAGCCACGUGCACCACCACCAGCGCCACCCAAACGCCUCCACCUUCAGGUUCAAUCCCAGGGACGCUGAGGAUAUUUAUGCCGAGAUUUUUGGAUCGGACGGCGGCGGAGGUGGUGUUGGUGGUGGUGGCGGGAGGGGGUAUAGGGAUGGAUUCUUUAGGACGUCCAAUGGUGGUGGGCCAGAGUUUGCGGGACCCAGUGGUAGUGGGCCUGGGCCUGGGCUUGGGAGGAAGGCCAAUGCGGUUGAGAAUUUGUUGCCUUGCAGCUUGGAGGAGCUCUAUAAGGGGGUCAAGAAGAAGAUGAAGAUUUCCAGAAACAUCUACGAUGCUGUUGGUGCUGGUAAGGUUCGGACUGUGGAGGAGAUAUUGACCAUCGAGAUCAGACCUGGUUGGAAGAAGGGCACAAAGAUCACCUUCCCGGAGAAGGGUAACCAGGAGCCUAAUGUCAUUCCGGCAGAUCUCAUUUUUGUGGUAGACGAGAAACCACAUGCACUUUAUAAGAGGGAUGGUAAUGAUCUGGUGGUCAAUCAGGAGAUAACACUGUUGGAGGCACUUACUGGCAAGACUCUUGACCUAACCACCCUAGACGGAAGGAAUCUCACGAUCCCGUUAACUGAUAUCAUCAAACCUGGAGCCGAGAUGGUAGUACCAAAUGAGGGGAUGCCAAUCUCAAAAGAACCUGGGAAAAAGGGAAACUUGAGAAUCAAGUUUGAUGUCAAGUAUCCUUCACGACUCACCACAGAACAGAAGUCUGAUCUGAAAAGAGUUCUGGGAGGAGUUUCAUUAUGACUGCUAACUAUGGAUCUCAGGGUUGACCGUAAUGUAAAUACAAUACGUGUAUGCUAUUAUUUGGAGAGUGUGAAUACUAGAAGCUUUCUGGGGUGAAAGGAAGAGUUUUGGGCGCAGUUUUAGCAGGCUCCUGCAAUCUGCUUCUUGUGGCACGAUGGAAUUAAUUAAGGCAUUUUUUGGGUCAGUUCAUUUUUUUAAUUUAUUAUUUUCAUUUGCAUUCUAUAUACCUAGAAAUUGUCCUUUGGAUUUUGAUUAGAUAGUAACGAGAGUUGCUCACUUCUAGAAAUUGAAUUAUUGAAUUUGAUUGUGUUUGGU